GAGAGAGAGAGAGAGAGAGAGAGAGAGAGAGAGAGAGAGAGAGAGAGAGAGAGAGAGAGAGAGAGAGAGAGAGAGAGAGAGAGAGUUUACAUCUUUGACGAACAAUCCUUUGGAUCUUGUUCUGGAAGAUUGAUCAUUAUUAAUAUGUUCUAGAAAACCUUCGUUUUAUCACUUUCUUUAUAAAACACUGGAAGUUUAUUAACUUAUAGGGUUUUCGAUCGUAUUAUUUGGUAGAUCGUCGCCAUUAAAAAGAAUAAAUCUGUUUUCCCCUUGUUUUUAUUGUUCAAUAUCUUUCAUAAACUACCCUCUUUUCUUGAAACUGUAUUAAAGAAAAUUUCAAUGGAAACAAUAUCAGUGCAACGUUCGUCACCGGGUAAGCAGGUUUCUGGUAUGAGGCCAUUCAAGAACCCAAGAAGAAGGAGUUCUCGUGGUUCUCUUUCGAGAUCCGGAGGAAGUUUGGUAAUCCCUACUAACCCAGCCUCGUCUUGGGGAUCUUCGUCGGCGUAUCCUCCGCCGCCUUCAAACUACUCGCAGCCUCCUCUUCUCCCUCUUCCACGUGUCAACAGCUCAACUCUUCCUCUGCAACGCGUCAACAGUUCUCGCACACGUGUGAACAGCUCUACUCUUCCUUGCGCUCAGACAAGAGCAACGUCCACUGAAACACAGCAGAAGAAAGUAAACUAUGUUGAAUCUGUACCGAGAUUGACUAGAACCGGCUCGGUUCCGGUCUGGUCUAACCACCCGCGUGAUUUCCCUAAAGGAUUUGAUGGUUAUCCUGGUCCAGCAAUCUUGCUGCUAUCUCCUCCACCGAGUAGUUUGCCGAUGCCCAAGUUUUCGAUCAAAUCGAAGCUUCGUUGCAACGCAGAAGCUGCAGGCAAAACUGACGUAGCAACCGAUAACAUCCGGCGAGUUUUACAGCUCGGGUGAAAGGUGGUGCUACUGCUACGCAACGUUGAUGAUAUUACAAUAAAAUAAACCCAUGGGCUUGUGCCAAUGUGCCUAUCUUAUUUUUAAAAGUGAUAGAGCUCUCUCCUUUUGUGUGAUUUGCUAAGCCGUAACUUUUUUAUAAGGCUCCGUUGACACAAAAUAUUCCUUUGCCGGAAAUAUAAUUUUUCUUUUUA
Molecule: messenger RNA, 1121 nt
Organism: Raphanus sativus (radish)
Lineage: Eukaryota; Viridiplantae; Streptophyta; Magnoliopsida; Brassicales; Brassicaceae
Exons: 1
Coding region: 340-927 (195 amino acids)
Source: RefSeq, a predicted model, not a curated record